AUGCCUGUGUUUCAAUUUCACACCCUUUUAUUACAAACUAUGGAACGUGAUUUUCUCCUCAACCCAAUUUUCUCACGUGUCUUCACUAGCUUUCUGCACCUCGUUUUGUUACUGAUCAUAUUUAUAUCAUGGGUUUGCAAGAAAAUCAGGAGUAAUGACGAUGAAAGCCUGAAGCAGAGUGUUAGGCACAAUAGGCUCUUACACUACAAACCAACACUGAUUUCAUGCUUGGUUUUUUCAUUGUUUAAUCUUGUUUUAUGCCUAUUGAACCAUUUUUAUUGGUAUAGAAGCGGCUCGUCUGAUGAAAAGAUUCUCACUUCACUGGAUUUGGGAACAAAAACAUUAGCCUGGUUAGCCCUCUAUGCUUACUUGCAAAGCCAGUUCAAGAAAUCUGGUGAACCUAAGUACCCACUGAGUUUAAGGCUCUGGUGGGUGCUUUUCUUCCCUGUUUCUUGUUAUUGCUUGGUGAUAGACCUUAUAUAUUACCAAAAGCACCAAACUUUAUCUACUUUGUUUUGGGUAUCUGAUAUAACUUCUAUUGUCAUGGGUUUAUUCCUCUGUUAUGUGGGGUUUUGGGGCCAGAAAGAGGACAGAGAUAGCCUUCUUCAAGAAACCCUUUUGAAUGGUAGUGCUACUAAUGGUAGAGAGUCGAAUAAAGCAAUCAAGGGGGAUGAGACUGUAACUCCUUAUGCCAAUGCUAGUAUUUUUAGUAUCAUCACUUUCUCCUGGGUAGGUCCUUUGGUUUCUCUUGGCUUCAAGAAAACGUUAGACCUCGAGGAUGUACCUCAGUUGGCCAUUUUCGAUAGUGUUAAAGGGGCAUUUCCAAUUCUAAACAAUAUAUUGGAGUCUGAUAGUGGGGGAAGUAAUGGGGUCACCACACUUAUGCUAGCAAAAGGAUUAAUUUUCACAACCUGGAGGGAAAUUUCUUUAUCUGCUGUCUAUGUACUUGUAUAUACGUUGGCGUCUUAUGUAGGUCCAUACCUAAUUGAUGACUUUGUUCAAUACUUAAAUGGACAGCAAGAUUUUGAAAAUGAGGGCUAUGUCUUGGUUUCUGUUUUCAUCAUUGCAAAGAUGUUUGAGUGCUUGUCAAUGAGACACUGGUUCUUCAAGGUGCAGCAGGCUGGAUUUAGGGCCAGGGCAGCAUUAGUUGCCAAAAUCUACAACAAGGGUUUAACCCUUUCGUGCCAAUCAAAGCAAGGACAUACCUCUGGGGAGAUUAUUAAUUUUAUGUCGGUCGAUGCAGAGAGAAUUGGAGAAUUUGGUUGGUAUAUGCAUGAUCCAUGGAUGGUGAUUAUACAGGUUGGCUUGGCAUUGGCAAUUUUAUAUAGAAAUCUUGGGCUUGCUUCUCUCGCUACACUUGUUGCUACUAUUCUGGUGAUGCUAGCAAAUGUUCCCUUGGGAAAUUUACAAAAAAAAUUUCAGGACAAACUAAUGAAAUCAAAAGAUAAAAGAAUGAAGUCGACGUCUGAAGUCUUGAGGAACAUGAGGAUUCUCAAGCUUCAAGCUUGGGAGAUGAAGUUUCUGUCUAAAAUUCUCGAGCUUAGGAAUGCUGAGGCAGGAUGGCUGAAAAAAUAUGUGUAUACUAGGGCCCUUACCUCAUUUCUCUUUUGGGUUGCCCCUACAUUCGUGUCUGUUGUAACUUUUGGUGCUUGUAUGAUAAUGGGGAUCCCACUUGAAUCUGGGAAGAUACUGUCCGCACUUGCAACCUUUAGAAUUCUUCAAGAGCCAAUUUACAGUCUUCCUGAGACAAUUUCUAUGAUUGUUCAGACUAAGGUUUCUCUUGAUCGAAUUGCAUCAUUUCUUUCCCUCGAAGAGCUGCAGACAGAUGUCAUAGAGAGGCUUCCCAUGGGUAGUUCUGACAUAGCAGUAGAGAUAGUUGAUGGGAAUUUUAGCUGGGAUUUAUCGUCUCCUUGUCCAACAUUGAAAGAUAUUAACCUCAGAGUUUCUCAUGGCAUGAAGAUUGCCAUCUGUGGUACAGUUGGUUCGGGCAAGUCAAGCUUACUUUCCUGUAUUUUGGGGGAGGUGCCCAAAAUUUCAGGAACCAUUAGGCUCAGUGGAAGAAAAUCCUAUGUAGCUCAGUCACCAUGGAUACAAAGUGGAAAGAUUGAAGAUAACAUACUGUUUGGUAAGGACAUGAACAGACAACACUACGAGAGAGUUCUUGAAUCAUGUUCACUAAAGAAAGACCUGGAUAUUCUCUCUUUUGGUGAUCAAACAAUUAUUGGUGAAAGGGGGAUCAACUUGAGUGGUGGACAGAAGCAGAGGGUACAGAUUGCACGUGCUCUGUACCAAGAUGCUGAUAUAUAUUUGUUUGAUGAUCCAUUCAGUGCUGUGGAUGCACAUACAGGAACCCAUCUGUUCAAUGAAUGUAUAUUGGGGCUUCUGAACUCUAAAACUGUUAUUUACGUCACGCAUCAAGUUGAAUUUUUACCAGUAGCUGAUCUGAUUUUGGUUAUGAAAGAUGGGAGGAUUACACAAGCUGGAAAGUACAAUGAUAUUCUAAAAUCUGGUCGUGAUUUCAUGGAACUAGUUGGUGCACAUAAGGAAGCUUUAUCAGCACUCAAUUCCAUUGAGGUUGGUGAGGAUAGCAGAACAAGAAAUGGUAAGAAUUCUCUGCAAAAAAAUGAAUCUCUUAAUGAUCAAAAUGAUAAAACAGAUGCUGCGAAGGGGACAAAUAGACAGCUUAUUCAAGAAGAAGAAAGAGAGAAAGGUCAAGUUGGUCUAUCGGUUUAUUGGAAAUAUAUCACAACUGCAUAUGGUGGACUCCUUGUGCCCUUCAUAUUGUCGGCGCAAAUUUUGUUUCAAUUACUUCAAAUCGGAAGCAAUUAUUGGAUGGCUUGGGCAACUCCGGUGUCCGAGGAUGCAGUACCUCCCGUUGGGGGUCCUACUCUUAUCAUUGUCUAUGUUGCUUUGUCAAUUGGAAGUUCAUUUUGCAUUUUUGCCAGAGCCUCGCUACUUGUUAUGGCUGGUUACAAGACAGCUAAAAUACUUUUCAACAAAAUGCACAUGUGCAUAUUUCGUGCCCCCAUGUCUUUCUUCGAUUCUACUCCAAGUGGACGCAUUUUAAACAGAGCAUCAACAGACCAAAUUGCAGUGGAUUUGAACCUUCCACCUUUAGUUGGAGGUUUUGCUUCUACAUUAAUACAGCUUCUAGGAAUUAUCGUGGUUAUGUCGCAAGUUGCAUGGCAGGUCUUCAUCGUUUUCAUUCCUGUGAUUGCAAUUUGCGUAUGGUUAGAGAAUUAUUACAUAAAAUCAGCACGAGAACUUGCUCGAUUAGUUGGGGUGUGCAAAGCACCUGUAAUACAGCACUUUUCUGAAACGCUCUCUGGAUCAAGUACGAUUAGAAGUUUUGACCAGGAAUCCAGAUUCCGUGACACGAGCAUGAAACUCAUUGAUGCAUAUUCUCGGCCAAAGUUCCAUACUGCAGGUGCAAUGGAGUGGUUAUGUAUUCGCUUGGACAUGUUGUCACUAGUUACUUUUGCCUUCUCAUUGAUUUUCUUGAUCUUGAUCCCGGAAGGAACCAUUGAUCCAAGUGCUGCAGGCUUAGCAGUGACGUAUGGGCUUAAUCUAAACAUGUUACAAGCAUGGGUAGUAUGGAGUCUUUGCAGGAUGGAAAAUAUGAUUAUAUCGGUUGAAAGAAUACUUCAGUACACUUCUAUACCGAGUGAGCCUCCUCUUGUUGUAGAAUCAAUCAGGCCAGAGAGUCAAUGGCCAUCAAAUGGAGAAAUUAGUAUUCAAAACCUUGAGGUCCGGUAUGCUCCACACAUGCCUCUUGUGUUACAAGGCAUCACAUGUACUUUCUUUGGAGGGAAGUGGACUGGAAUAGUCGGGAGGACAGGCAGUGGUAAAUCAACUCUUAUACAGACCCUCUUCCGCAUUGUUGAACCUGCCGAUGGACAAAUAUUGAUUGAUACUACCAAUAUCUCAUCAAUUGGACUUCAUGAUUUGCGAUCUAGAUUGAGCAUAAUUCCACAGGAUCCGACCAUGUUUGAGGGGACAGUACGAAGUAAUCUGGACCCCCUUGAAGAGUAUACAGAUGAACAGAUUUGGGAGGCUCUUGAUAAGUGCCAGCUUGGAGAUGAAGUUCGCAAGAAGGAAGGCAAGCUCGAUUCUUCAGUGUUUGAGAAUGGAGAGAAUUGGAGUGUUGGUCAAAGGCAACUAGUUUGUCUUGGGCGCGUCCUACUAAAGAAAAGCAAGAUUCUUGUGCUUGACGAGGCCACUGCUUCAGUCGACACAGCAACAGAUAAUCUGAUUCAACAAACUCUCAAGCAACACUUUUACGACUCAACGGUUAUAACAAUUGCACAUAGGAUAACAUCUGUGCUCGACAGUGACAUGAUUCUAUUAUUAGACCACGGACUUGUUAAAGAAUUCGAUUCUCCAAAAACGCUGCUGGAGGACAAAUCAUCUUCAUUUGCAAAGCUUGUAGCAGAGUACAGCAUGAGAUCUAGUUCUGGUUAUGAAAAUCUUGCAGAAAUUAGAAUACAAGAUAUCUCUAACCUUUGA
Molecule: messenger RNA, 4506 nt
Organism: Fraxinus pennsylvanica
Lineage: Eukaryota; Viridiplantae; Streptophyta; Magnoliopsida; Lamiales; Oleaceae
Source: the annotation of a GenBank genome assembly